UCCUGUGUGAUGCAUUUUCCGUGACACCAUUUAUCACUUAGGCCUAAACAUUUUAAAUUUCAUCACUGUCUACCGGAAAAAGAAAAUUACUUUUUGGGGGGCCUAAGCUGAUAUAAUCUAAAGAGAAUAUUAGGAGUUGACAAAACCUGUCCAGUGAUAAACUGUGUGCCUAGUUAUUGUCUGGCAGGAUAUCCUGUACUUUGACCGACAAACUGCAGAGAAGCUCUAGUUUGCCAUUAUAUAAACUACACUUUACAUACAGUACUUGCACUGUAUAUGAACAUUGUAUACCAGCAUUCUCUAUAUACCUGUACAUGCUGAUUCAAUGUAAAUUUGUGUGAAGAUAUUACUGAAUAAACAUAUCUAUUUAUGCAUCCAUAGCAAGAGAGGUGAUAGGAAACGUAACGAGCGUAUAAUAUAUAAAGGAAGAACGUCGAGAGAUAAACAUACUUUUCCCGGAUGCUGAUAUGCAUCAUCACCUCCACAACCAGUGUCAGGGAGACGAGAGUUGGUGGCACUACUAGAGUUGGUGGCACCACUGGGGUUCGUGGCACCACUGGGGUUCGUGGCACUACUGGAGUUGGUGGUGCUACUAGAGUUUGUGGCACUACUAGAGUUCGUGGCAUUACAAGAGUUGGUGGCACUGUUAGAGCUUACAUGUGACAUUCAGAAUCCUCCCUCCAAGAUGGCCUCUUCCACAGUACCAUCAACCAUAGUUUUGCUGCUUACCACUAUUGUCCUAGCCACCACCACCAUUGGCACUGACCUUCCCACCACCAGUACCACCUCUACUACUACCACCACCAUUAUCGCUGAGCCUCCCACCAAUACCACUGAGCCUCCCAACACCAUCAGCACCACAUCACCAGCACAUGAUCAUAUCGCCGUCAUCACCUUAGCAGUGGUGGUGGGGCUAUUGGUGGUGAUUAUCUUGUGUGGUGGGUACAGGUUCUGGCAGGAACGACGUACAGUACUCGCACACCAACACGUCCAGGACAAGUUGGUGGCAAAUAAAAAAGUUGCCGUCAGCAUGACUCACAGCAACAGUGAGGGGAACAGGAUGCGCCAGGAGCCAAGUCAGAUCAACAAUUUGAACAGUAUCACUUUCUCCUUUGAUUCACGUUCUCAGACUUGGUCACCUGAUAGUUUAUCCGGCUUCAACCGUGCGUCAAAAUCACCGCCGCCUCUCGCCCCUUCACCCUACCUGUUACACCCAGGCACUACCACUCACAACUGGUCGAGUCGCAAUUUAGGCAGAACCUUGAUCGACGAAGACCCGUACGACGAACUACCAAGCCGAGGAGCACCCAUACCUUUUGUGCCGUCAUACACGGUGAGAGAUGAGCAUCCCCCCGUCACUUCUAAUAUAACAGAUCAAACUGUCCAGGACACAAAUGAUCUGUGUGAGGAACUUUCCCUGGAACACUCACCACUAUCCUUGCCUCAGCUGGUUACCGUAACUCUACAGGAAUGUGUCGAGGAUGACCAUGGUGUCUGUCACAAGGAAAGGGACAGUCGACUCAACCCUUCCGCCUGUAAGUAUGGAGCCAAGAAUCCUGGUAACUUGCCAACCCACAAGAGACUCACUGUGACCAACGUCCUGGCGGCGGCCAUGUUGGAGAUGAAGAGUAAGAAUCUCUUCACCCAAAAGAGAGAUCUGUUGAUGGGGGAGACAGGCUUCAUUGCCAGGAAGAUGUCUGUUAAGACCAAACUCCCAGCCUCAAGGACGACAUCCUUGGACAAGGAAGCACCAGUAUCAAGGACGACAUCCUUGGACAAGGAAGCACCAGUACCAAGGACGACAUCCUUGGACAAGGAAGCACCAGUAUCAAGGACGACAUCCUUGGACAAGGAAGCACCAGUAUCAAGGACGACAUCCUUGGACAAGGAAGCACCAGUAUCAAGGACGACAUCCUUGGACAAGGAAGCACCAGUACCAAGGACGACAUCCUUGGACAAGGAAGCACCAGUACCAAGGACGACAUCCUUGGACAAGGAAGCACCAGUAUCAAGGACGACAUCCUUGGACAAGGAAGCACCAGUAUCAAGGACGACAUCCUUGGACAAGGAAGCACCAGUACCAAGGACGACAUCCUUGGACAAGGAAGCACCAGUAUCAAGGACGACAUCCUUGGACAAGGAAGCACCAGUAUCAAGGACGACAUCCUUGGACAAGGAAGCACCAGUACCAAGGACGACAUCCUUGGACAAGGAAGCACCACUAUUAGCAGAAACCUCUGAGGACAGUACUUCAGAAUCGUCAGAUUAUGAGAGCGAGGAUUCAGAAUCGUACUCAGUGAGGUCAGGGAGCAGCUCAGAUCACCUCUCUGACGACACUCAUUCAGAAUAAGGAACUAGAGUCGGUACUCUCACUACCCUUCAUUACACUACACUUCCAUUCUCGUAUCGUGAAUCAAACAUUAAAGAAACAGAACGUCAAAUACUGGGAUAACACAGUAAAGAACGCAGUUCAAGAUGAGAUUUAGAAAGAUAAAUUACCCAUUGAAAUAUCCCCCCAAUAAAAAAGAUAUGUGCAGUGUUGUUGAUUCUUAGACGACAAUAAUGAUUCCCUGUGUUGAUGUACUUACUGUAUUCUUCAUCACUCUCUAGUUUGGUGACUAUAGUGUGAGAAAUUCACCAUUUUCUGUUGACAUUAAAAGAUAAAAUUUAUUCAUACAGGCGAAAUAGAGUCAAGAGGAAGAUAUAUUUUUUUUAAAUAAGUAAUGAUUUUUGCUAUUAAUAUGAGGCGGCUUGGGUGACGAGUAGCCAAACAACACCGACAAAGUAAAAAUAGCCAGAAAACGCAAUUAAACAUUAAAAGAAAGUUGAAUUAAAUAUUAUAAUAUGUCAAACGAUUAUAUCUAAGUGCUAGUUUAGUUCUCGUCUGGCCCAAAGUGUCUCAUAAAACCCGCCAAAACACUGUUGUUGAUAUUCGUCUCAAUGGGUCUUGGCGUUUUAUUUGUGUACAUGUGGCUAUUUUUCGCCUAUUAUGUAUUAAACUCAACAUGAAGCCCACUAGUCAGGAAUAAUACUUAAAUAUACAGGAAAUACUGAUCCUUAAUUUCAGUGUAGUUUUUGAGAAGUUAGUAAUGUUGGAUUGUUUCAACUACCGCAGUACAAAAUGU
Molecule: messenger RNA, 3125 nt
Organism: Homarus americanus (American lobster)
Lineage: Eukaryota; Metazoa; Arthropoda; Malacostraca; Decapoda; Nephropidae
Product: flocculation protein FLO11-like
Exons: 2
Coding region: 686-2350 (554 amino acids)
Source: RefSeq, a predicted model, not a curated record